Messenger RNA from Xenopus tropicalis (tropical clawed frog), 1370 nucleotides. RefSeq names its product TNF alpha induced protein 8 like 3 (gene tnfaip8l3). Gene Ontology annotation, biological process: intermembrane lipid transfer; regulation of apoptotic process. Lineage: Eukaryota; Metazoa; Chordata; Amphibia; Anura; Pipidae. The coding region runs from base 34 to 642 and encodes 202 amino acids. The transcript has 2 exons. The record is from RefSeq and is a predicted model, not a curated record.
GCUCUGUUUCUAGGGACACGCCGGAGCCCAACCAUGGAUACCGAUUCAGGGGACCUCAGUGAAGGGGAGCUCUCACCAGGUCCUGAGCCAUUUAGCUCAAAGAGCUUUGCUGUUCAAGCCCAGAAGAAGAUCCUGAGUAAGAUGGCAACAAAGACCAUGGCCAACAUGCUUAUCGAUGACACAAGCAGUGAAAUAUUUGAUGAGCUCUUUAAAGUAACCAAGGAAUAUGUAAAGAACAAGAAAGAGGCCCACAAGGUUCUGAAGGACCUUGUAAAGGUUGCUGUAAAAGUUGGCAUUCUGUACAGAAAUAACCAGUUCAGUGCAGAAGAACUAAAAAUUGUUGAAAAAUUUAGGAAAAAACUGAAUCAGGCCUGCAUGACUGCCAUUAGUUUCUAUGAAGUUGAGUACACCUUUGAUAAAAAUGUGCUUUCGGGACUACUCCAUGAAUGUAAAACUCUCCUUCAUGAAUUGGUGCAGCGCCACCUCACACCGAAAUCCCACAGUCGCAUCGACAGGGUUUUUAAUCAUUUUGCUGACGUGGAAUUCCUUACUGCCCUCUAUAGCCUUGAAGGAAAUUACAGGCCGUACCUCAAAAGGAUUUGUGCAGGAGUCAAUAAAUUACUCGAUGAAAGGGUUCUUUAAACCGUUGCCUUCUUGAACGUGUUUAUAAUACUGAUAAGUGGCAACUGUAUUUUAAUGGCCUUCUCAUUCCAGGUGGCCAGAUAACAGUACAGCACAAGUCUGUAUAGGGCACCGUGUUUGCUUUCUUGUCAGAGGAUUGGAAUCUGUUAUCAUUACACAUACACUGAAUGGGCCUUCAUUGCUAUUAUGAAUACAACAAAAGUAUACCUUCAGCAAGAGCAGAUCAACAAAUACCUGUAAGCAACUUCAGUGAACUAGUGGCUCCAGCAGAAAAGAACUGUAAGCAUACAGAAACAGGGGGCCACAAGGAAAGCUUUAUUCUUCAAAAGCUUCUUGUACUGGUUAUAUUAGAAUGCUGUUUCUUAUGAAGUACUUUGUAUUUUCAUUUAGUACUUAUACACCAUGUUCAAGCUUUCCAGCAUACGCAAAGAACUGAAUGGCAGUGACUGCAUUAUCACAAGGGAGCAUCCCGGACAUACAGAAUGUUUCAUUGUGCCAACACCUUUUUCUUCUAGGUUACCUUAUCAUCCAAGGGAACAUCACACUCCUCCUAUACACAGUAAUUGAUUAAGCCUUGUUUGUUCUUAGUUUUAUAGAAUAUUUAUUUGUUGGGCAACAUUGUGGCAAUGCAAUUUUUGUUCGGGUUUACAUAGAAGAUGAGCAGAAUUGUAUUAAAUGUAAGGCUAAAAAGUGGAUGGGGGGUUCACAAUUAAAACAUAGGAGCAUUA